UCGUAUAUUUUGAUCGUCAAUUUCUCCUAUUGGAAUAUUUGUAUAAUUAAAGUCUAAAAGUAGUAAAAAACAUAUUAAAUAUCACGCUAAUCAUUUUUCUUAAUACAUUUAAAUAUGAUUAUACAUAAACAAGUAUUGCAUUAGAGAUUGAACUGUAAAGGUGUUAUGGAAAGUGCUAAUCAUGAAAUACUUUUGUGUCAUUAUUGUUUUAUGCAUUUCUUCAUGUGAAAGCCAACUAACAACAUCCGAUAAAACAGAAAGUCGUUCUUUAUUGAAGGGUAGUUCAUUAUCAGAACAGAAAUUAUGGAAUAUAAAACUUGAUAUUUACUUCUCCAAGUCGCUUCCUCCAGUUUUACAGAAAGCUAUAGGAGCGAAUGUACGAUUUAAAUGUGAAGCUAUAUUGAACUUUACAAAAGUUGAAAGAUACAUGAAGAACAAACAAGGCAUAGAGACAUCUUUGAAGGAGUCACCACCAGAGCACAUACAGCAGACACUCAUGAAUAAUGUUAAAGUUUACUGGUUAAAGGACAAUAAACUAUUAUUAGAUGCACAUAGAGUAAAUAUUUCAACUAAAAUCGAUAUGACAAAUGGGACUAUAGGCACUAAUUUGACAAUAAAAGAUGUACAGUAUGAAGAUAAAGGAAACUACACUUGUGUUAUAAAACAAAAUUAUGAAAAGAAACAAACAUCUGUACUGAAAAUUAUAAAAGAUACAGAUAUUUAUGAUAAACUUGAAAUACCUACUUAUACACCAUUAUUUCCUAAUUCUAAUAAAUUAAAAGAGUUAGAAAUUGAUGUUAAAACAACUCCUGACUUAAUAUCAGAAAGUAUGCACUCUCAAACUACUAAUAGAACCAAAUUACCAACUAAUUCUACUGCUACAAUGCGAAAAUUAGAACCAAUUUGUCAAGAAUAUGUAGGUAAAGUAUGUACCCUACAUUUAAAAGGUCAAUUUGUUUACAUUCCAUAUGAUACCACACAAACUGAAAUUGAAGAUAAACUUGGCAAAGCUUUGCAAGUUACAAGAUACUCAAAUGAUAUUAGCUCAAAUUGUGAGGGGUAUGCCCUACCUAGUCUUUGCUAUUCAACAUUUCCUAUAUGCAGGGAUCCUUUGCUAACCAAUGAUAACUUUUUCAAGGAAGCUAAAAAAAUUUAUAGCUUGCUAUCUACUGCAAAUGCUUCUAAUUAUGAAUACAAUAUACCUGAAAUUAUAUUUGAAAAUUUACCUCAAGGUGUUCUGCCACAAAUGAAUAAUAUUUUCAACAAAAAUGUAACCAUUGAAAUGUUGAACUACCGUUACAACUCUACUGUACUUAGACGAGUUUGCAAACAAGAUUGUGAAAUAUUAGAAAAUGAAUUGUGUCAAACAGAAUAUGCUAUUGCUAAAAGACAUCCUCAUAUUGGCCAACAAUUAACACUAGAAGAUUGUCAAGAUUUGCCUGAAGUGGAUCCAGAGUGUCUUAAAAUAGGUAUAGGUACAGUCAUGGUUUCUGAUGAUGAAUGUUAUUGGGAAAAUGGGAAUGGAUAUCUUGGUCGAGUCAGUGUUGCAGAUAAUGGAAUGGCUUGCAUUGAAUGGUCUAAACAAAUGCAUGUUCGGGUUUCAGAUUACCCUGAACUUGCUGGUAGACAUAGUUACUGUCGAAACCCAGCUGGAAUAAAAUCUCAGCCUUGGUGCAUUGUAGAAAAGGAUGGAAAAACUGACAAGCAACUCUGUGACAUUCCAAAAUGUGCACACAAAAUUUGGAUUUAUAUUGUUGUUAUUUUCUUCAUACUCACUUUGUCAAUUAUUGCUUUUAUUAUUUGCCUUUGCCAUAGACACAGAAGCAAAGGAACUGCUGCUACAAUAAGAGACAUUAAUCUACCCAAUGCUGAUAAAAAUAUCUAUGGUAAUUCUCGACUGAAUUCUCCUAUUGAAAUGAAUGAGUUAUUAACAAACCAAAAUAUCAAUAAUCAACCACACUUAACUCGAAAUACCCGCGGCAAUGGUAUUCUUCGAAUUCCUCACUAUUCUCUAACACAAAUUAAGUUUUUAGAAGAAUUAGGGGAGGGUGCAUUUGGUAAAGUGUACAAAGGAGCACUGAAGAAAAAUGGAGAUACUCAAUAUGUAGCUGUAAAAGCUUUAAAAGAAAAUGCAUCUGCUAAAACUCAAGCAGAUUUUAGAAGAGAAAUUGAUUUAAUCUCUGAACUCACACAUGAAAAUAUAGUUUGCAUUGUGGGAGUAGCACUGAGGGAAGAACCAUUAUGCAUGUUGUUUGAAUUUAUGGCUCGGGGAGAUCUUCAUGAGUUUUUAAUGGGAAGGGCACCACCGUCUGGCAAAGGUCUACCACCUAUGAGAUUAUUGAAUAUUGCGCAUAAUAUUGCAUCUGGAAUGCAAUAUCUGGCAUCACAUCAUUAUGUUCAUAGAGAUUUAGCAGCUAGGAAUUGUUUAGUUUCUGAUGACUUCAUUGUAAAAAUAUCCGAUUUUGGACUAUCAAGAGACAUUUACAGUUCAGACUAUUACAGAGUACAAUCUAAGAGUUUGUUACCAGUAAGGUGGAUGCCACCAGAAUCUAUUCUUUAUGGUAAAUUUACAACAGAAAGUGAUAUUUGGUCCUAUGGAGUUGUACUCUGGGAAAUAUAUAGUUAUGGACUGCAACCAUAUUAUGGAUACAGUAAUCAAGAAGUAAUAUCAAUGGUUCGUGGGGGCGAGUUGCUAGCUUCACCAGCUACUUGUCCACCUCCUAUGUAUACACUUAUGAGAGAUUGCUGGAAACAUACACCCCAGAGACGCCCCAAUUUUGAAGAAAUUGUUAAUAGGAUUCAUGAAUGGAUUCAAAUGGGUGGUUGCCCUGACAGUGGGCCGUCUGAAUCUGGAAGCUCGUGUGGACACAGGCCUAGUGCAUCAAGUAGAGAUUUACAAGAGAAAGUACCACUCUUGCCACCACAUUGUUCAUCGUCUAACGGCUCUCUGACUACAGGAGGGAGUCUUAAAAAGUUCAGUGUAGCUGGUUCCAGCUCAAAAGUUGCCGAUGACAAUUGUUCCACAUGCAGUGAAGUGCCCCCUCUUGCACCUAAGUUAAAAAAACAUAGCGCUGGAUCUCUUAUAGAUACUGAAAGAGUUGGAAGGGACACUGUCAUCCGGAUACCAAAUACACAGCAUGGUAAUGAAAUAUAGUCUUCAUUAGAUCAUAUCCAGAAACAAUAGAUAGAAAAUAUUUAUGUUUAGCACACAUCUCAUAUUAUUUGUAUAACGUCGUAACUUGCCUGUUAAGAUGUAAUUUACAUAGUUAUAUAAUUACGUCCAAGUUUCAUCCCGUCGAUUGAUGUUUGAAAGAAACGUCAUCACAAAAAUAUAGCAUAUUUAUUACACUAUCAAUAUAUAUAUCAUUUACUCAAUUGGAGUGUAUAAUCGUCAAAGCCAGUGAAUAAGACGACUGUUUCUCUGUUACAUUAUCUCUACAUAAACAGCUGUUUUAUAAAUCCUUAUUGAUAUUGUUUGUAGGAUGAAUUUACAUUACUCAUCCAAUAUAUUAAAGUACAUUUCAAUGGUUAGUGUUUAAUUAGUUUUUACAAUUAGAUAAGUAACACCUAAAUAUAAUUAAGAUUUUCCCAGACAGCAACAUUUUAAAAUUCCAAUUAAUAUUUUGUUUUUCACCAGAGAUGAAAAGACUUGCCUAACUAAUAAACUUUAAGUUAUUCUUCAUUAAUAUACUAUUAUUUUAGUAUCAUAUAAGUUUAGAGUAAUAUAUAGACGAUAUUUUAGGUGUAGCAAAAACUCGCAGUUGUAUUUAUACCACUUUACAACAAUAAGGGGAAGCUACCUUCAGUACUGAAGAUUUUUUUUUAUUUACAUAAAAUUCAAGUAUUUAUUUAAAGAAACUGUCUUAUACUUGCAUGUUAAUUACUAUUAGUCACUAUAUAGGUAUAUUUUGUCAUCUGGUACACUAAUUUCUAUUGCGGUGACAGACAUAAAUCACUAAAAUAUAGGUAAUUUAUAAACUAUAAUGUACUAUUAUACAAAAAUAUAUAUUCAAUUGUUCUCUAGCAGCAUAUGCCAAAAUGUGAGCUAUCACACAUUACACUGUAUGGAUUAUACGUGUAUUUCAUUCAUAUGUUUAAAACUGUAUAAAUUGUACAAUACAAAAUCAAGCUGUCGGUCUACUCAGGAACCUACUGACAAUCAAAUAACAUUGGAUUGGGCCA
Achroia grisella is the source of this 4182-nucleotide messenger RNA. It is a transcript of the gene Ror, whose product is annotated as tyrosine-protein kinase transmembrane receptor Ror. Gene Ontology annotation, molecular function: ATP binding; protein binding; transmembrane receptor protein tyrosine kinase activity. Gene Ontology annotation, biological process: cell surface receptor protein tyrosine kinase signaling pathway; multicellular organism development; protein phosphorylation. The coding region runs from base 182 to 3154 and encodes 990 amino acids. Gene Ontology annotation, cellular component: membrane; signaling receptor complex. NCBI's taxonomy places the organism in Eukaryota, Metazoa, Arthropoda, Insecta, Lepidoptera, Pyralidae. The transcript is spliced from 4 exons. The record is from RefSeq and is a predicted model, not a curated record.